Molecule: messenger RNA, 970 nt
Organism: Musa acuminata AAA Group (dessert banana)
Lineage: Eukaryota; Viridiplantae; Streptophyta; Magnoliopsida; Zingiberales; Musaceae
Product: transcription factor RAX3-like
Exons: 3
Coding region: 9-707 (232 amino acids)
Source: RefSeq, a predicted model, not a curated record
AAGACACCAUGGGAAGAGCUCCCUGCUGCGACAAAGCCACCGUGAAGAAGGGACCAUGGUCGCCCGACGAGGACGCCAAGCUCAAGUCCUACAUCGAGCAUCACGGCACCGGCGGCAACUGGAUCGCGCUCCCGCACAAGAUCGGGCUUAAGCGCUGCGGGAAGAGCUGCCGCCUCCGGUGGCUGAACUACCUUCGGCCUAACCUCAAGCGCGGAGGGUUCUCCGAAGAAGAAGACGACAUCAUAUGCAGGUUGUUCGUCAGCAUCGGAAGCAGGUGGUCUGCGAUCGCUUCACAGUUGCCGGGGAGGACCGAUAACGACGUCAAGAACUACUGGAAUACAAGGCUGAAGAAGAAGCUCUUGGGCAAGCACGCGAAGGGAGCAGAAACUAAGGGAGAUGACAAUGGCGGGAUCACUGGCUCGCCUCAGCAACCUGCUCCAAUCGAUCACGUACGCCAUGAGCUUGAUGGGAGAUUCUACAUUGACGCAGCAAACCGUGGAAGUUCCUCUGUGAUGCCGUCAACAGUUCCCUGCUUGGUUUCACCUAGGUUGCAGGAAGACUCAGGUGUUCAAGCUUUGCAAUGCUUGAAUGACCUCACGACCGAGCUGGACGAGAUACUUCGAUUCAACAGCUUGAUGUACUCGAGAAUGAUGGAAGGCUGUGAAGGGAUGCAACAGCUUCUAUCUGAUGCACAUGACUUGGUGUAGAUCUGCAGCAUUUGAUGGAGGAAUUGUCAUUAGGUUUCCUCAAGAAAAGUCUCCUGAUCAUCUCAUCUGUGCUUACUGCGUUUGCUUUUGGCUUCUUCUUCUUCUUCCAUAACUGAGCAACUGUUUUGGACUGGUGUGAUGUGGUUGGAUUGUUCAGUUAGUCUUCUGAUUGCUGCUGCUACUCCCUACAGCUCUUUGGCUAAUGAGCUAAAUUCCUUUAACUCACACUUGCUGUCAAAAACAAGCUUUUUGUUGUUAAAAUC